Molecule: messenger RNA, 735 nt
Organism: Medicago truncatula (barrel medic)
Lineage: Eukaryota; Viridiplantae; Streptophyta; Magnoliopsida; Fabales; Fabaceae
Product: putative cysteine-rich receptor-like protein kinase 31
Exons: 3
Biological process (GO): protein phosphorylation; defense response to bacterium
Cellular component (GO): plasma membrane
Molecular function (GO): ATP binding; protein serine/threonine kinase activity
Source: RefSeq, a predicted model, not a curated record
UUUGUAGAUUUUCAACAACAAAAGUUGUUAACUUGGGUUGAACGCUUCAGUAUCAUAGGUGGAAUUGUUCGAGGACUUCUUUAUUUGCAUGAACAUUCUCGACUCAAAGUUAUACAUCGGGAUCUCAAACCUAGCAAUAUUCUAUUAGACGAAAAUAUGAUUCCUAAAAUUUCAGAUUUUGGUUUGGCUCGAAUUAUUGAAAUAAGUCAAGAUGAGGGAAGUACAGAUAGAAUUGUUGGAACAUUUAUUUAUAUGUCUCCGGAAUAUGUAAUGUUUGGACAAUUUUCUGAAAAUUCCGACAUUUAUAGUUUUGGAGUUAUGCUUUUAGAGAUUAUUGCUGAAAAGAAGAAUAAAAGUUCGUUUACUCCACAUCAUGUUGCUGAUGGCCUCUUAAAUCAUGUAUGGAGACGGUGGAUGGAGGAAACACCUUUAAGUAUACUGGAUCCAAAUAUUGAAGAAGAUUAUUCUACAAAUGAAGUCAUUAAGUGCAUUCAGAUUGGUCUAUUAUGUGUUCAAAAUGACCCGGAUGCUAGACCUUCGAUCGUGACAGUUGCUUCUUAUCUUAGCAUUUAUGCAGUUGAAUUACCAACUCCACCAGAACCUGCGUUUUUCUUGCAUGGUAGAGGGAUUCAAACGUUCUUGCACAAGAAUCUAGUUCUACUCAAUCUGCCCAUAGUUCUGCAUUAUUUUCAAACAAUCAAAUGUCGGCAAGUAAAUUUUAUGAAAAGGAUUUAG